This is a messenger RNA of Trichoderma gamsii, 909 nucleotides long. Its product is annotated as alcohol dehydrogenase. The transcript has a single exon. The record is from RefSeq and is a predicted model, not a curated record. The coding region runs from base 1 to 909 and encodes 302 amino acids. Lineage: Eukaryota; Fungi; Ascomycota; Sordariomycetes; Hypocreales; Hypocreaceae.
AUGCGCAUCUUUGUCACAGGUUCCACCGGCUUCGUCGGCUCUGCGGUUGUCAAAGAACUUCUCUCAGCAGGACAUCAAGUACUUGGCUUGGCUCGCAGUGACAAGGGGGUCGAGCAGCUGAAAGCCCAAGGUGUCGAGGUCCUCCGUGGGACUAUCGAGGACUUGGAGGUCCUUAAGAAAGGCGCCUCUGAAUGCGACGCAGUCAUUCACCUGGCAUUCGUCCACAACAUGGCCGACUUUGCUGGGUCUUGUGCCAUAGACCGAGCGGCCAUCUCCGCCUUGGGCUCUGCCCUGGCUGCUGCCGGUGGCAACCGCGCUCUAGUAGUCACUUCGGGCACCAUGCUGCUGCCGCGCGGCAAGAUUGGUAACGAGGCUGAUGCACCUGACAUGAGUACCCCGGUUGCCUCGGCCCGUGGCCCUUCAGAGUCAUUGUGUCUCGACUUCGUCAAGCAGGGUGUGCGCGCCAGCGUUGUGCGCCUACCGCCAACAACGCACGGUCCUGGAUCUUCGGGGUUCAUGUCGUUGCUUAUCCCCGUUGCGAUAGAGAAGGGCGUCUCUGCGUACGCUGGCGACGGCCAGAAUCACUGGUGCGCCGGCCACCGGGACGACGCAGCCAAGUUGUACCGGCUUGCCGUAGAGAAGGCCAAGCCAGGAUCUGUGUUUCAUGCUGUGGCCGAGGAAGGUGUGACACUGAAGGAUAUCGCGACUCAGCUUGGCAAAAGUCUGAAUAUUCCGGUUGUCAGUAUCCCAUUGGAGACAGCAGAGGACUAUUUUGGUGGAUUCAAGGAGCUUGCCACGGCCGAUAACAUAGCUUCGAGCGCCAAGACAAAGGAGCAAUUGGGAUGGAAUCCGACAAACCCAGGUUUACUAGAAGAUAUUCCAGUUAUUGUUAAGAGUUUGACCUCUUAG